This is a messenger RNA of Gongylonema pulchrum, 288 nucleotides long. The record is from the annotation of a GenBank genome assembly. NCBI's taxonomy places the organism in Eukaryota, Metazoa, Nematoda, Chromadorea, Rhabditida, Gongylonematidae.
AUGGUUUUUGGCGCAAUUAGCACAUGUGAAAUCCGGAUUUUUGGUUACAUUGGCGUGCUGUUUUCCGAAUCUAGCAGUCCAACAAAAAUUUGCCGUAAUGCAGUGCAAAUUGAAACGGUUCGUUGCGCAAAAAGUCCGUCAAAUAUGGGCCCAUUCGUCAUGAUCUUUGGUGGCCUACUUAUCCUGGGCGUUGGCAGAACCAUGCCUCAUUCACUUGGACUUCCGCUCAUCGACGAUAAUGUUCAGCGGCGAAAUCUCCCAGUUUACUUUGGUCGGUUUAUUCCUUGA